Hibiscus syriacus is the source of this 497-nucleotide messenger RNA. RefSeq names its product monothiol glutaredoxin-S9-like. Lineage: Eukaryota; Viridiplantae; Streptophyta; Magnoliopsida; Malvales; Malvaceae. The record is from RefSeq and is a predicted model, not a curated record. Bases 161 to 469 code for a protein of 102 amino acids. The transcript has a single exon. Gene Ontology annotation, cellular component: nucleus; cytoplasm.
ACAAUUUUCUCUCAUCCCCCACUCCGCCUCCUCCUCCCACCACCAUUGUAUCCACUGCACUCCGAUAUCGAUAACAGGAAAUUGUCAGGUAACCAGGGGACUUCAACUAGAAACAUUUUCUUUAAGCAAAUUAGCAUUGUGUGAAUCAGGAUUUUCCAACAUGGAAAAGGUGAUGAGGUUGGUCUCGGAGAAUGGUUUAGUGAUAUUCAGCAAGAGUUCAUGUUGCCUGUGUUAUGCUCUCAAGAUUCUAUUCCAAGAGAUCGGGGUAACACCGACAGUCCACGAGCUCGACCAAGACCCGGAAGGCAGGGAAAUGGAGAGGGCGGUCAUGAGGUUGGGGUGUAACGCUCCGCUUCCGGCCGUCUUCAUCGGCGGAAAACUGGUGGGUUCCACCAAUGAAGUCAUGUCCCUCCAUCUAAGUGGAGGGCUUAUACCUUUGGUCAGGCCCUAUCAGUCUAUCUCAAACUAAGCACACUGAAAAAAAUAUGAAUAAAAUU